AUGGAGAAAAAGACCUUCAAGCGGCGCGCGAAGAGAAAAUUGGCCCGGGAUCCCGUUGACCCGAAAUCGAAGAAGAAAGACUGGAGCGAGAAGGUCUUGAACCGGCGUGAAUGGAAACCGUCGGAGGAAUACAACGGGUCAAAGGUGCGCAACGUUCCGUUUAGCGCUGCGGAGAACGAAAAAAUCCGCAAGGCGAUUCGAGCUUAUUGUGAAGAGGAAGGGCUGGACUAUGCCGCUGCGUGCGAAACGUUGCACAAGGAGAAGAGAAGCGGCGCCUGGGGACGCAUAGCGUUCUUUGCUGAUCUUCCUCGACGCAGGACCUGGGCCAUCGUGCAACGGGCGAAGAGGAUCCUCUGGGGGCCGCACAGGUGGUCGCAACUGGAAUUGCAGAUCUUGAUUGACGAGGCUUGUUCAGCUGCGAAGCCGAGUUGGGUCCACAUCUCGAACCUUAUUGCGGUAAACCCGAAUACGGUGCGUGACAAGUGGCGCGAGUUGUCCGGUGGUCACAAAGUGAAGGGCAAGUUCACACAGGCCGAGGAUUGGAGGCUGCGCAUGGCCAUCUGCCAAGCAACCCAAAGCCUGCUCCCGACGAAGAACAUCCCCUGGACUAAAGUCCAAAAAUGGAUGCCACAUCGGGGUUACAAGAUUUUGAUGCGACGAUGGUACGGGUCCCUCAUGCCGCGCUUGUCUGCCUACAAGGACAAGUACGGUAUGCCCGUCGAGCCAGAGGUUUUCGUGCGGCAUCUCUUGCGCAAGCUUCGAAAGAGUGGCAUCGAUGAUUCGAGGGAGGUGGAAUGGACGUGUGUCAAUAGGUGGUGGUCUGCCUCAAUGAAUCGAAACAAGUGGCGGGAGCUUGCAAAGAGAGUUCCGCCAGACCUAUACGAAGCAGACAUGCAACUGCAGGUAGAGUGGUGGUACGAGGCCCUAGAGUGCAAGGGCCAUCGCAAGCGAGACAAACAAGUGCUCAAAAACAUCGUCUCUGUGCUGGAGGCGGAGGCCACGCAGGAAGACUGCGAAAGCUCGAAGGCCGUACAGGAGGAUUGCGACAGUCUGAGCGGCAGCCAAAGAAAGCGCCGCGGCAAGCAACAUGCGCAGCUGGAAAAACGUGGUCGAAGGGUCAGUUUUUGUAACGGGGCCCAUGUAUCUGAGGAUGAGUUGCCACCACAGGAGCAAUAUCAUGUCAUGACGUCACAUGGCCUGCUUGCUGCCACUCGCGGCAGCGCCGGGCCUUUGCAGGCCAAAGUUAUCCAAAAACGACGGACUUUGAAGCUACCUCGGUUCAUCGCAGAACAUCGUCGCUUCAUCCGAACUGGGUUCUUCACGGACGAUGCGGACUUCCUUGAUCCAGAGGCUCCACUCCUGGCCGAUCGUGUCAAUGAGCGCUGGCGGCAUAUGGAUGAUCCCACUUUGCAGGCCAAGGUCCUGGAGCGCAGCAAUGUGGGUAUGGGCAUGUUGGUGCUCAACCUCGCGGAAGGCCUGGACCUCCCGAGUGUGAACGAGCUGUACAAGCGCUUGAGAAACCUGGAGGUGAACAGCCUGAAGAGGUUUGUUGGGCUCACGGCUACUGAGGAGCUCUGUCCAAAAGCCGAUGCAGUCGUUUCCGAGCCGGAGAACUUUCAGAGUUCGCUGGAGCGUGGAGAUCGAGACCACAACAGCCUUGCGACGGGCCGCUUCUGCAUCGGCUUGGAUCCCAAGGAACUGCUUCUUGCUGCUGUUUAUGCACAGAAGCAGAAGAAUGGUGAUCUUGCUCCCUUUUCAAAGGCUUUGCUGUGGAACAGCCAGGAACUGUCGUUCCUCGUGGCGGAUUAUCGGAAGCCUUUGGUGUGCCAUCUGAAUGGAGCAGCACGGGACGGCGGUGCGGCGCUGGCCGGGCUGGCGAGCUUCUCCGGUGCAUGCGAAGCGUCCGAAGUCUCUGUCCGUUCCUGCUUCCACGGCCUGGUGCCAAUGGGAGGCAUGACUUCAUUGCUCGGAUCUUUGAAGUGGCACCUGGGAGAGUUCCUUGCGCUCACGGGUUGGACGCUCCGUGGCUCCGAUUUGGUUGCGCUGGGGCUGGUCAGGCACUGGAUGUCGGCUGAUGCCCUGCCAUUCCUGGAACUGACCGCGGAGAAACAGUUGGAGGUGUCUGAAAGUGAUGCUGCCAUGCUGUUGACGGAGCACUCAUUGCCACUACCGGAGAGUAGCCUGCUUUCCGGCCAGCAAGAUGCGCCGGGUUUCAAGCGAAGUUACAUCCCACUGAUUGCAGAGAUCUUCAGCGAAGAAUCCCUGCCGAAAGUCAUUCAGGCACUGGAGGACAAGACCAAACAGCCUCAAACUGUUGAGAACAGCGAGUUCUUACAGGUUUGCAAGGACAGACUAAGCCGAGUGGACAAGCGAGCAGCCGCGAUGACGCAGGCCCUCAUUCGUGAUGCCCGAGCGAACAUACAGGUUUAUCCCGAGCCUCCUGGCAUCCAGAGGCUUCAUCCUACGGUGCUGCUGGAGGCGCUGAGGCAUGAGCUUUGGGCCCAGACGCAGCUGCUGGCUCGGCAGGACACCAUCUGGGGACUCCAUGCCUUGUGCAAGGGAACGACCUUCAGGUUUGGAGAGCAAAUGAUGGAUGUUUUGGAGAAGGAAGUCGAGGAGGCCACCAAGGCGCCCGAGGACUUCGUCUUCGGUGUUCCUGAGAGGUCGGAGAUGCCGCUCUCGCAACAUCCACGACUAAGGCGAUACCAUCCUGAUUACGAUUCUGCCACAGGUUUGGACCAUGACCCAGUCUGGAUGCAGCAAGAAGUGCAGCGUUGGGAUCCUGAUCUCUUCGAUCUCGAGCGUCGCAAAGCUAUUGAGGACAUGCUGGGGGAUCAAGAUCCGUCUGCCUUUGGGCUUAGCCGUUGGGUCAGGGUCGAAAGCAGACCAGGAUGA
Messenger RNA from Symbiodinium sp. CCMP2592, 2895 nucleotides. NCBI's taxonomy places the organism in Eukaryota, Dinophyceae, Suessiales, Symbiodiniaceae. The record is from the annotation of a GenBank genome assembly.